GAGAAGCAGGUAGCGAUGUCAACGAAGUUCUGACAAUUUUUUGCAAUAAUAAUAAUUGUUGGUCUGGAUGUUUCCGUACGUUUCAACCCCCAGUGGAGCAAAGAGACUUGACUUUGAGCCAGAAGGACUCCAACAGUUCAACCUGUUUUCUCCUUCCAGUCAUUCUUGUACUGAAGAUCAAUGGACGCCGAAGAAAGCACCUCUGCAAGGGUGCAUGUGGACUCGUAUACUUAUAAGCAACUGAUCAUUUUGAUCCAUCAGUUUCUUGCGGAGGAGAAUUUCGAGGAGAGUCUUCAUCUAUUUGAGCAAGAAUCAAGAAUUUAUUUCAAUCUGAGGUAUUUUGGGGAUGUAAUUGUCAAUGGUGAGUGGGAGAAGGCAGAAAAUUAUCUUUCUGCAUUCACAAGGACCGGUGAUAGUUUUUUGUCAAGGGAGAUAUUCCACAGGAUGCGGAAACAGAAAUGUCUUGAGACAAUGCUCAGAAAUAACCUUGCUGAAGCUGAAACCUUUUUGCAGAAGGAUUUAAGUCUGCUUUCUGCUUCUGCUGCUGAUCAUUAUGGAGAGUUUACCAAGGUCCAUUUUUCAGGGAGUAUCAGGAAUGAUGAGAAAUUAUCCUGGCACAUUUCAGUACACACGAGGGCCAACUUGCAGAGUGAUCUGAAGAAGUUAAUAGAGGAAAAUCCUAUUUUCCAAGAUAAACUCUCGCUUCCAAAAUUAAAUGCUUCUGGACUUUUUUCAAUAAUGUGUCUCAUCCACACAUGCCCAGAAAAGGAAACGAGCAUUAAAGAAGAACUAAUUUACUUAAUUCUUCAGUUUCUUGAUGAAGAAAAGUUCAUGUUGACUCGUCACAAAUUGGAGCAAGAAACAAAGAUGUUUUUCAAUCUUAAUCAUUUUGGGAAAUUAAUUAUUGAUGGAGAAUGGUAUGAGGCAGAGAAGUACCUUUCGGCCUUCACAAAAUUGGAUGACCAGUAUCCAUUACAGAGAAUUUUCAAGAUACGAGAUGGAAGACACCUUGAAGCUUUCGAUGGAAAGAGUGACUAUUUAUCCAACUUUACUGAUCCUUCUUCUGUAAGAGCUGACCUGAUUGAUGGUCGGAAUCAAUUAAUUAGCAAGUAUCCUAUUUUGCAAUAUAAAGUCAAGUUUCCUUGCAUGAAUAAAUCAAGACUCUUGACAAUAAUCAAGCAGACUAUGGAUUGGUGGUUUCUCCAUCAUACAGAAGCAAGGGCUAAUCCUGAUAACAGGACUUUUUCUCUGGCUACUGUACCUAGAGUACCUUACCUUUGUUAUGGUCCAUCUGUUCCCAUUAGUUCAUCUAGUUUGGAGACAGGAGAAUCAAGCUCACCAUGGACUUGUGGGUCUAACGAUGCAAGCUGCAUGACUGAUGCGAAUUCUGGGUUCAGCUUGAAGAGAACUGAAAAAUCUGAAUUACAAGUCACAAAAAACUGCUCAAGCCAGAAAGAGAUGGAAAUAGGAAGUAACGACCAGAUAGACCAAAAUUGUGGAGUUGGCAUAAAAUCAUCAACUGAUAUAGUAGAGAUCAAUGAACCAUCUCAAUGCUGCAUGCUUGUACUUCCUGAUGAUUCAUUGUUCGCAAGGGUUGCUAGAUUGAAUUAUACUUGUUCAGGGGAUUUCAUACUGGCCUUAGCCCAAAAUGCUGUGCACAAACUUUGGCUUUUACAUGAUGAUAAAUGCUUGUCAGGAAAGGCAUUAACUGAUAUACAACCUUCUUUACAUCAACCUUCGAAUGGGCAAGCUAUGACAAAUUAUGCAAGUGAAAAUCAGAAGGACGUUGAUCACUGCUUUGCACUGAAAGAUCAUCAUCUUCUGUCAGCUUCAGGUGGAAGAAUCUCCAGAUAUAAUCUGAAGACAUUAGAGACAGUGGAUACAUUUGCAGUGCCUCCACCUGUGGCUACGUAUUUCAUUUUUCUCUCUCAAGAGAUCUUUGCUAUUGCUUUUGAUGAUUCAAGAAUUUUAAUUUACUGUACCUGCACGAAAAAGGUCAAAGCCGAGCUCCAAGGUCAUCAAAAGACCACAUGUCUUGCUUUUUCUCAAAGUUUAAAUGUGCUUGCGUCAUCAGGGACUGAUGCUCAGCUUUGUGUUUGGGAUGCAGCUGGAUGGAAGAAACGGGCAAGUAAGACUUUGUACAGUUUGCAUACAGGGCAGGUGCCAAACCCGCCGGUAGUGAACUACAUUGAAUUUCACAAGGACCAAGCUCACUUACUAAUUGUCAAUGAGAGGCAGAUAGACAUAUAUGAAGCACCUAUGCUGAAUCACUUUAUGCAGAGAGUUCUACCAGAGUCAGAUCCGCCCAUUACUUACGCUACUUAUUCAUGUGAUGGUCAAUCAAUUUUUGUGAGCUUCAAAAAUGGGUGCAUAAAAAUCCUUUCCAGCGAGGCACUUGAAGUAAGAUGCAGGAUCAGCCUUAGUGCGUAUGCACAACCAAACCCUAGCUUGGAGGUGUAUCCUACAGUUGUGGCGGCACAUCCAUAUAAACCAAAUCAAAUUGCCCUUGGGCUAACUGAUGGUAGGGUUGUUCUUCUUGAGCCUCUAGCGUCUGAAGGAGGGUGGAGAAAGGAAGGCCGAACUUCUUGCUCCUAACUUCUACAACUAGUAGCACCUUUUGAUUUUUGUCUGACUACAUUUGUAUCAGGGGAACUUGUAUAUAUCUUAAACCCAGCCUGCUGAUCUAUAUCCUCUUGUGUUUCACUACCCCCCCCCCCAAAAAAAAAAAAAAAACUCUUUCCUCUUUGUUGGAUACGGACGGCUGGCCGAUGUGAUCGUGAGGGUUGGAGGUUUAAAUGUAGUUGGGGGAGAAAUAGCAGCUCAGUGACAAUUUGUACUCCCUUUGGGGAGUAGUGUUAUGGCUGGUGCUGUAUUCAUUUGUAAAUUGGAGAUCAACUCACAAAAUGGAAAGGAAUUCAUUCA
Molecule: messenger RNA, 2922 nt
Organism: Neltuma alba
Lineage: Eukaryota; Viridiplantae; Streptophyta; Magnoliopsida; Fabales; Fabaceae
Product: topless-related protein 4
Exons: 18
Coding region: 181-2595 (804 amino acids)
Biological process (GO): regulation of DNA-templated transcription
Molecular function (GO): protein binding
Source: RefSeq, a predicted model, not a curated record